AUGAAGCAGCUGGCGUGGAAUUAUUUUUGGUGGCCAAACUCGAAUGAAGAUAUCGAGAAAUUAACGGGAUCGUAUGCACAUUCCAAAUGGCCAGAAAUAAUGAACAUGAAAAACGAUAUGCAAGCUCAAAGUACUAUCAAAGCAUUUAAAACUAGUUUUAGUGAAUAUGGUUCAUCGAAUCACGUCGUAAAUGACAAUAGUCCACAGCCAAUAAGCUAUGAAUUUGAAGUAUUUCCUAAACGCAACGGCGUAAAACAUUCUUUCACACCUCCGAAUUAUCCAGCGAUGAACGAAGCUGCUGAAAACUUCGUUCAAACUUUUAAAGAUAAAGUUGAUAAGGUAGUUAGGGGUUUAAAAUCGCUAGACGAUGCAGUAAACUUAUUUUCAUUCGAUUACAGGAGCACAAAACGCUGUACUACUAACAAAUCGCUCGCAUGGCUUAUGUUUAGAAGGGAGUUACGUACUCGAUUUGAUCUACUGAAGCCGAGUUUAACUCCUGAAAUCGAGAAAAAACAAUACGAUCAAAUGAUGAGCAGAAUGGGAAAACGAAAUUGUGACCUCGGAUUGGCGAAAAAAACGGGUUGUCUGUAA
This is a messenger RNA of Diprion similis, 591 nucleotides long. RefSeq lists its product as uncharacterized. Gene Ontology annotation, biological process: DNA integration. The record is from RefSeq and is a predicted model, not a curated record. NCBI's taxonomy places the organism in Eukaryota, Metazoa, Arthropoda, Insecta, Hymenoptera, Diprionidae. The coding region runs from base 1 to 591 and encodes 196 amino acids. Gene Ontology annotation, molecular function: nucleic acid binding. The transcript has 2 exons.